This is a messenger RNA of Brassica oleracea var. oleracea, 540 nucleotides long. RefSeq lists its product as uncharacterized. The transcript is spliced from 2 exons. The coding region runs from base 1 to 540 and encodes 179 amino acids. The record is from RefSeq and is a predicted model, not a curated record. Lineage: Eukaryota; Viridiplantae; Streptophyta; Magnoliopsida; Brassicales; Brassicaceae.
AUGCGGAAAAACGAAAAGCGGUGGCUCUGGAACACCACCCUGCGCCUCGAACUGCAAGAGUUCGCCUCUCUAAACCAGAUAACUCAGACCUGCUCAAAAACACUCUCUUACGCUCAUAGGGAAGUGCUAGCGAAGCAGCCUUACCACUAUGCAAGAUGGAUGAUUAUCCUUGAAAGAUGGUUACCUACAAUCUUCCCAACCUUUCCUUCAAUGAUUCCUUUCUGGAUAACAGUCCAAGGUAUUCCAGUCCAUCCGUGGUCAGAAGAAGCAGCUUGCAGUAUUGGAAACGAUAUAGGCACCUAUGAAACUGCUGAGAUAACUCCACUAAUCAUCAGAAUGAGAGUUCAUGUUAAUGAGAGGCUUCCCUUGAUCAAAACAACCAUUAUUGAGUAUCCUAAUGGAGAUGAGGUCACUGCUACUUUGCUCUAUGAAACGUUGGAAAGACAUUGUAGCAAAUGUAACAGGCUGGAUUGUGAGAUUAUAGAUUGCUUGGAAGCCAAGCAUGAGAAGAAAGCCUUGUUGGCUUUCAGGAAUCUAUGA